This is a messenger RNA of Anastrepha obliqua, 483 nucleotides long. RefSeq lists its product as uncharacterized. Lineage: Eukaryota; Metazoa; Arthropoda; Insecta; Diptera; Tephritidae. The coding region runs from base 112 to 483 and encodes 123 amino acids. The record is from RefSeq and is a predicted model, not a curated record. The transcript has 3 exons.
GGAGGUUGUACUUCGAACGGGAGGGUAAGUAUCCCACACAACAGCGUAAGUAUUCCGAAAGGGAACUUUUAUGCGAAAGCAAAGAAGACCCAGACGUAACGUUAACAGCUGAUGCAUCUUCUACAGAUAAACCUACACCACUGUAAAGAAGCCUGCCUUGCCCUCCUGGAUCGUCUGGCAGAAGAUCAGCCGGAUGUAGUCCUCAUCCGGGAACCCUGGGUACGGAAUGGCGAAAUCUGCGGUCUGAGGACAUCAGGUUAUAAAGUAUACAAGACCAAUCGUGAAGAUACCACGACGGUUAGCUGGGAAGUGAGCGGAAGCAACACCUGGCUAACCUCGUUCUAUUUUGCCGGAGACGACACAGGUCCACUGCCGUCGCCGCUAAUAAGAAGCCUUGUUGAAGACUGCAAAGCUCACAACCGCAAACUAGUACUAGGAGGUGAUCAGCACGUGCUUCUAUCCGCCAUUAAAGUCACUAGUUGA